AUGUUUGCAAAGACUAUUGAACCUGAACGGGACCCACCGAACGAGAAAGAUGGACAAUUUAGCUUGGAGACAAACGCGAGCCAUGUACCCGCAACUUCUGGCACCACUUUGCUACCUCGACCAGUCGCAUCACUGGUUUCGCUUCUCACUCAAUCGACUUCGUUGUCAUUGAGAGUCGGCACCUUCUUUGGUGGUGUGGCCUUGGAUGGAGCGCGGGCAACGACGUUGACGGGUCUAGAACUGGGGCGUGCCGUGAUCGAAGGUAUUCUAACUAGAGCCGGUAGAGACGUUGCGUUUCGCAGUGGCGAUGAACAUGGCCGGAGAGAGGCGGAAUCCUUGCUGGAGCGAAGUUUGGCAACUCUACAUACAACCGUGACGUCGGCCUCGUUCUUUGCCGCUGCAUCCUUCCAUUUCUCAUCCACGACGCUGGCAUCGGUUGCCAAUUUCUCGCAGGCUCUGCUAUCAACUCUCGACGCGAUCCUUGGAUCCACCGAGUCGUCUAGGGCCAUCGCGGCUAUUAUCACGCUCAUCCGACGCGAGUUCCGAUCCGUCGAUACCGGGGCCAGUAGCGAGAAGAUUGGCGUUGGAGACCUCUUCUUCGGCUCUGUUGGAUUUGCCUUGCUACAGCGCUGGGGAAAGAAGAACACCGAACGUACUCUCCGCCAAAAAGGUGGCGACGAAGUAGUGUGGGAUACCGUAAUCUUGGACAGUGGCCUCAGAGCCGAUGUUGUGGGCACGCAUCAAGUACAAUUCCCAGAUGGAAAUCAGAAAGAAUUGAUCGAGCCCGAGGGUGCAUCUUUCGUGAUGCCGGGUCACGGCGAUGAGUCUUUUGAUGCGGUUCAACGACGAGCAAGCAUUCCAGAAGCCUUUCCCGGCUCUCGACUGUCGCUCCAGUUGGAUGGUCAACAGCAAGUAUCGGAUGAAGAUAUUCGGUCUUAUAUCAUGAGUCAAUUGCCCCCAGGUUGUCACGCUACUAUCAAAUCGGAAGUCCUUACUGCGCGCACGAUCACGGUGGACAUAUUCGAUGACGAUAUGGCUGAAAUUGCUGCACCUCCGGGCACGACGAUGAUCGAAGAGAGAUUCCAUCAUGAUCAUGCGUACAAUAACACAGCGGUGCCAGAGUACCAGCGACUUCCGAAACAUACAGUCGUGUUUCGGACCGCUUUCAACAAGUCGCAAAGCACAGAGCUACGUCCUCACAACGGUUCACGUGUUCCCAGUCCGACGGAGACGCAACGUCCAAGAGCUCUGCCUGUAAGCUCGGUGUCAAAUGGACAUGGCAGAGCCCAGGAUGGCCGAGCAAAUUCGCUUUCAGACUCUGCAAAAGAAGUUACAAUGGCACGACAAGAUCCUGUUAGCCCUGGAUCUACGAGUGAUCAAAGCCAGAAAUCUGGAUUCGGGAAAGGUUCGUUCACAAAAUUGGCGAGAAAGGUCAAGUCCAAUGGGCCGACAGAGAGUUCUGAGACCACCAAGCGUGCGCAACCUAAGAAGGCAGCCCUCAAAACCCCUGGCUCGCUAAGUGUUCCAAAUCCACGCUUACCAGCAAGGCCAACCAAGGGCGCAGCAUCUGUCAGAGAAGCCACUGCGCGCGAGUCUUCUGGCCAGCCAGACCCCAAGCGUCGACAUACAGAAGCAGUUGACUAUCGACCCAGCACCCCGGCUCCGAAUAGAGGCUUGCGCAGGUCACCGUACCCCCACUCUCCCCAAUCACCUCAAUCACCCAGAGCGCAUCCUCGACAUAUUCCUCCUCGCAAUAUCCCCGACCGAAGUAGCUCCCGAGCGGGAUACUUUGUCAUGCGUGAGAAGAGUCAAGAGUCCCUUUUGACCCAUACAGACACCUUCUCACGCCGCAAUGCCGACUUACGUCCGGGAUCACCGGUCACGGCGAGGACCCAUGUUCGCAGCAGCAGCUCCAUGUCUUUAACAAGAUCGGAGGCAGAUGGUACUGUCUCUGUGAAUGACCACCGGCCCAGCUCCUCGGCGCGACAUAGACGAUCCAAGUCAUAUACUCCCAGUAUGUACUCGGUUGCAACGGCAGGCUCAGAAACCUCCCUCUUGUUAGCGCAUCGGCCUCGCAAAAGUGCAUAUGAGGAUAUCAGUACCAUCCAAGCAUUGAAUCGGGAUGGUCUAGUCCCGGGAAUCUUCCCCGAGAGACACUUUGUUCAGAACAUCCGUCGUUUCUGUCGCUUCUCGUCUGCUUCUUAUGGGGCUAACGCACUCAAAGUCAUGGGUGUGCCCAAGGGCACGAAUGGCCUUCCUGCGGCUUUGUUAGAUAGCCAUGAACACAGCGCAUUUUCAGAUUAUGCCGGGCUUCCGCCAUCGACGAUCUUACUUUCCUCGUUCGUUGAUCCUGCGGGAGGUACGAAUGCCGCCGGUGAGACGGAGACCGGAUUCCCACUCGUGCACUAUCUCUCAAUCGACCACGAGUCCAAGGCAGUCGUCCUGACACUUCGAGGAACCUGGGGCUUCGAGGAUAUCCUCACCGAUAUGACCUGCGACUACGACGAUCUAGAAUGGCAAGGCAAGAAUUGGAAGGUGCACAAGGGCAUGCACGCCUCGGCCAAGAGACUGCUUGAGGGUGGCGGCGGCCGAGUGAUGAUUACUUUGCGCGCCGCGCUGGAGGAGUUUCAAGAUUACGGCGUCGUCCUCUGCGGCCACUCCCUCGGUGGAGGUGUUGCGGCCUUGCUAGCAACGAUGAUCGCCGAGCCCAGCAGUGCUCUCACGGGUACAUCCUUCGUGACGGCAUCCUAUCAACAAUCCUAUCAACAACGUCCCCAGCCGCGCCUCAUCACCGUCGACAGUGAGACGAGUAACGGCGCAUCCUCUUCUCCAGCAGAUACACCCCCGUCCUACGAUCUACCCCCCGGCCGCCCGAUCCAUGUCUACGCCUACGGUCCCCCAGCCGUAAUGUCCCCGUUCCUCCGCCUCGCCACGCGCGGCCUCAUCACAACCAUUGUCAACGGCUCCGACAUCGUCCCCAGCCUUUCCCUCGGCAUCCUCCACGACAUGCACACCGCCGCCUCGCUCUUCAAAAGUGACAUCUCCGGCGCAAAGUCGCACGUCCGCCAACGCCUCCACGAAAGUCUCCGUCAAAGCAUCAUCCACAAAUUCUACGUGAACCAACCACCCCACGUGCUCCACGCCGGCGACGGCGUCGGCGAGGACGGGUGGGCGUGGAGAACGCUCGGCCUGUUACGUGAUGAAAUGCGUGCCCCCAAACUGAUGCCUCCCGGUGAGGUUUUUGUGGUCGAGACUAUGCGCGUUUUGCAACGGGAGGCGUUUACGGCCGUUCCCGAGUUUGGUACGGAUGGGUAUCCGAGACUGGGGAGGCCGGCGACGAGGGUGCAGAUGAGGUUUGUCAGGGAUGUGGAUGCGUUCUUUGGGGAGUUGAGAUUUGCGUCGGGCAUGUUGAGUGAUCAUAAUCCGGCGAGGUAUGAGACUAGUCUGGCGGCUUUGGCGAGGGGGGUGCUUGACGAGUGA
Messenger RNA from Penicillium brasilianum, 3480 nucleotides. Lineage: Eukaryota; Fungi; Ascomycota; Eurotiomycetes; Eurotiales; Aspergillaceae. The record is from the annotation of a GenBank genome assembly.